Molecule: messenger RNA, 1485 nt
Organism: Penicillium salamii
Lineage: Eukaryota; Fungi; Ascomycota; Eurotiomycetes; Eurotiales; Aspergillaceae
Source: the annotation of a GenBank genome assembly
AUGUCCACGCGUUCUCCGGAACAGACAGCCGCCAAAGAUUGUCCAACGUGUCAACGGCGACGGAUCAAGUGUGAUCGGGGUCUCCCCACGUGCCGCAAAUGCGGCAAACGCAAUCUUGAAUGCCCAGGAUACGGGCUAAGACUCAAAUGGGUCCAGGGUGUCGCCAGUCGCGGGAAUCUGCGCGGCCGUGCAAUUCCCGCCUCGACUUCGCCACCCGAAGGGCGGAGAGAUUCAAAUGCCUUGACGACGGGAACCAGACCGCCUGUGCGGUUUCCCUCCAUGUUUCCAACUCCCACUUCAGAGCUGGGCUUGCAGGCUCGCCCGGUGCAUGAAUCGCGAUUGCUAUCGUGGUUUAAUGAGCGAGUUGCGCAUCGGCUGGCAUGGGUUCCCCAACAGAAUGCAUGGAGACAUAUGAUUCUCCCUAUGGCCGAAAGCUCGGAAACAGUCAUGUCUUCCAUUAUGGCUAUCGCCGCCCAUGAUCUGGCUACCGAGUAUGCUCCCACAGACCCGGGCCAUGGGACAUUCCAACAAAUGUCCAAGAACUAUCAGAAUAAAUCCCUUGCGCUAUUAGCCCAAGAGCUAAAUGGUCUUUCCAUUUCUCCUGCCACACCACUGGAAACCAGCACCACGUCAGCAUACACCCUGGCUGCGGUCAUCAUUCUCUGCAACAACGAAUUCAUGAAACCCCAAAGUGCUGGUUGGCGAGUCCACCUGUCAGCCGCGCGGGAAAUCAUUCUAGCAGCACAGGGUCGCCCAUACCGGGCCCAUCAGCUAGCCUGUAUCGAAGAUUUCUUGAUGUUAGAAUUCUACGAAGCCUCCGUAUGGGCUGAUCUGACGACUUUCCAAAACUACAAUGACACACCCCGGAUUCCUCCGACUUGUGCCGAGAAUGCAGUUUUCACAGACUACAUCCGCAUCAUCGAUCAAAUUACCCGACUCGAGCGUCUCAAAUCUCGUCCAACGCCUGUCGAGCAGCCCCCGUCUAAGUACGGCCCCAUCCAGGAUAUCCACUCGCAGAUCGAUGCGGCGAGGGAUAACAUGAUGCAGCUAAGCGCAGCUCUGCACUUCCCAUCUGAGGAUGAUAAACGCGGCUUCGAAUUGGUUAUUUGGAUGUAUUACCACGCAACCAUUAUUUACAGCUACCAGGCCCUUGGGGAGGAUGCUGCUACAUACGAUAUCAGCACUUCGCGUGAUGAGAUCUUACGCUGGGUGCCAUUUUUGUCUGAGACACGAGAUGGAAUGUUUGCACAGGAUCUUGUCUGGCCGCUUUUCACUGCUGGAUCAGAACUGCGUGGUGAUCUGGCUAGCCAACAAGUUAUCAGAGAAUGUUUUGGUAAUGUGAUGCGCAUCAGUCGCAUUCUGGACCGUGCGCGUGUCCUGGCUUUCCUGGAGAGGUGGUGGAGAGAGCCGGUGGCAUAUACAUCUUGGAUUGACAUGGCUCGAAAGCAGUCUUCAGAUCCACAGUACGACAUCUUGGUUGUAUGA